Messenger RNA from Spinacia oleracea (spinach), 2172 nucleotides. Its product is annotated as pentatricopeptide repeat-containing protein At1g02150. Gene Ontology annotation, molecular function: protein binding. The record is from RefSeq and is a predicted model, not a curated record. The transcript is spliced from 2 exons. NCBI's taxonomy places the organism in Eukaryota, Viridiplantae, Streptophyta, Magnoliopsida, Caryophyllales, Amaranthaceae. Bases 133 to 1734 code for a protein of 533 amino acids. Gene Ontology annotation, cellular component: mitochondrion.
AAGUUGGGGCAUGAUGACGUGCACUCUAUCUUCUCCCCUUCUUCCAUACAUGAAGCUCACCAAAUACACAACACUUUGCUUCAUUUUUUUCCUCUCAAAACACAAACCCUAAAACCCUUAAAAAAACCCAAAAUGAUUCUGCAAUCCACACUUUCACCCUCAACACCCCACUCUCUCUCCUCAAAUUUAUCAUCAUGUUCCCUCUAUUUCCCAUCUGGGUCUCGCCCCUUCAUAUCUUUCCCAAGUGUUAAACCCCUGAACCAUUCAAUUAAGUGCUCUGUUCCUCAAGUUUAUAGCCAUGAUACUCUGGACUAUGAGAAAAGACCAAUGCUAAAAUGGAACAUUGCAUAUAAGAGGAUUUCUUUGAUGAAAAACCCAGAAUUGGGGGUUGCUUCUGUGUUGAAUCAGUGUGAGAAUGAAGGCAAGAGGUUUACUAAAUGGGAACUUUGUAGGAUUGUCAGAGAACUCAGGAAGUAUAAGCGAUUCCAGCUUGCUCUUGAGGUCUAUGAAUGGAUGAGUAACAGAAUAGAGAGGUUCAGAAUAACCAGCAGUGACACAGCUAUCCAACUAGACCUAAUUGCCAAAGUUCAUGGAGUUUCAAGUGCAGAAGAUUAUUUUGGGAGGUUACCCGAUACACUAAAGGACAAUCGAAUAUUUGGGGCUCUUCUGAAUGCCUAUGCAGGGGUGAAAGAAAAAGCAAAAGCAGAGUCCUUGAUGGAGCGAAUGAGAAAUAAAGGUUACCUUAAUCACCCACUUCCUUAUAAUGUGAUGAUGACUCUUUACAUGAAACUCACCGAAUACGACCAAGUUGAGAAGCUGGUUUCUGAAAUGAAGCAGAAAAGAAUCCCACUUGAUUUAUACUCCUACAAUAUUUGGCUGUCUGCACGAGGCUCCGGUUCUGCUGAAAAUAUGGAGCAAGUUUUUGAAGAAAUGAAGUUGGAACCAACAAUUGUUCCUAAUUGGACUAGUUUCAGCACUGUAGCUUCUGUUUAUAUCAAGUUAGGGAUGCUUGAAAAAGCAGAAGAGUGCCUUAAAGACCUUGAGAUGAGAAUCACCGGACGGGACAAGAUGCCAUAUCAUUAUCUUAUAAGUCUUUAUGGUAGUUUGGGAAACAAAGAAGAGGUUUACCGUGUUUGGAACACAUAUAAAACGACUUUUCCGAAUGUUCCAAACUGGGGAUAUCAUUCUGUGAUCUCAUCACUUAUCAGGUUGGGUGACAUUGAGGGGGCUGAGAAAAUUUUCGAAGAAUGGCUUCCAAUAAAGGUUUCCUAUGACCCUAAAGUUGCGAAUCUUCUUAUGGGGUGGUAUGUUCGGGAAGAACCUUUUGAGAAAGCCAAGAGUUUCUUUGAUAGCAUGAUUAAAGGAGGAGGGAAGCCAAAUUCAGGCUCGUGGGAGAUUCUUGGAGAAGGUCAUAUGAAAGAGGGGAGGAUUUCUGAAGCAUUAUCUUGCUUCAGGGAAGCUGUAUUAGCUGAAUCUCCAAAAUUUUGGAAGCCCAAACCUAUUAAUGUAUCUGCCUUUUUAGAGCUCUGCGAAAAAGAAGGCGAUCACACCAACAAGGAGGACUUUGUUGUGUUGUUGAGGCAACUCGGUUGCUUCCGAGACGAGUUUUACAGGUCGCUUCUAGCGGAACAUGGUGGCAUGGAACUUGGCGAGGGUGAAGAAGGACAGCUAAAUAACCAAAAUGAAGACACACAGGGUGGGGAAUCUGAAUUGCUGUUUUCAAAUGCGGAGUGAUUAGUCCGUAAUUCUAUGGCAAAAGUAUGUGGUGCAUGAUGUGAAUUGUAGUGGGAGUAACGCGAUUUCAGCAGCUUCUACACGGGUAAGAUGAACUGCACCAUGAAUCAAUUACCUCUCAGGACCUCCAUUUUGUCAGGGGGAAUGCCGUUUGAAUGUGUAUCAAAAUGGUGGAAUUGUGAGCUUUCUAAAAUGAGUUGUGUGCAACAUAGCAUGAUGGAUGAUUGUGUAGUUUACUAGCUAGCCUUGUAUAUGAAUGAGCUCUUUCUUUGGUGGAGAUAUUCGACAUAAAAAGUACUGAUACAUUAGACUCCCAAGAUGAAGGAUUAGUUAAAAGUUGAUCUUAACAAUUUUGGCAAUUUAGUAGAUGUAAUUCUUUUGUCAAUGAUUUAUGUUUUGGAUUAUAAUGAAUAUAAAGGGAAAUGGCGCUUUGAUCCA